AUCCCUCCUCAUCGUCCUCCAGCGUGCCGCUCUCUUCUCCCCCCUCUCUUCUCCUCUUUUUUCAUCUCAACUUGAACUAUUCGUGCAUUUAAUUUUUAAUGAUAUGCGUACAGCUUUCCCUCUCCCUCGCCCUCUCUUUUUCCCUGUCUCGCUCUCUCUCUCUCUGUCUCUCUCUCUCCCCAUCUCUGUCUCUUUAUUUUCUGCCCCUCUCUUCGCCACCUGUUAGUUAGUCUCCCUCUCCUCGCCGCACUGGAAUUCCCUUUUUUUUUAUGAGGAGUUUCACACUCGCACUAACGGUGGGCCCCAUGACUGUGCGAAAAGGAAAACCAUUGGCUAUCUCCAUCCAGGAGAACAUGGCCAUUGACGUGUGCCCAGGCCCGAUCCGCCCCAUCCGUCAAAUCUCUGCCUACUUCCCACGCCUGUCCCCAACUUCCUCCUUCUCGGAACCACUUUCACCCAAUCAGAUGGCAGCUCCGAAUUCGCUUAGCCCUGGUGGAACGGCUCAAGGUGGUGGGACCGCCGGUGGAGGAGGAGGAGGAGGAGGAGGAGGGAGCAGCAGCCUGCUGUCACCACUGUUACCAGGGGCAGGUGGUGGAGGGGGGUCACUGUCAGCCAUGAGCAGUAUGGAUACCUCUAUCGAGAUCGACAGCUGUGACAGCGAUGAUAGCACCUCUUUGGGGACAUUACAGUUUGAUCUCAUGUAUGAGAGGGCCACCAGCUCCCUACACUGCACCGUCCUGAGAGCAAAGGGUCUGAAGCCAAUGGAUUUUAACGGUUUGGCUGAUCCUUACGUCAAGCUGCACCUGCUUCCUGGAGCCUGCAAGGCCAAUAAACUGAAAACUAAGACAGUACGCAACACCCUGAACCCUGUGUGGAACGAGACACUCACCUACUGCGGCAUCACAGAGGAGGACAUGUACCGCAAAACCCUCCGAGUGUCCGUGUGCGACGAAGACAAGCUGACACAUAAUGAGUUCAUCGGGGAGUCACGGGUGGCCCUGCGCCGCUUGAAGCCUGACCAGACCAAACACUAUAACAUCUGUCUGGAGCAUCCACCUCCUCUUCCCUCACCUACAGCCAUGAGCACAGCCCUGAGAGGUAUCUCCUGCUACCUGAGAGAGUGGGAGACCGAGCAGCACAGAAGUCUGGAAGAGAGAGGCCGCCUGCUGCUCUGCCUGCAAUUCCUCCCGCCGGCCGGCGAUGACGUCGUGAAGGGCGAAGCCAAGGAGAGGGCUCGUGGCGGCCUGUGUGUGGGUGUCAAACGCUGCGCCCACCUGGCAGCCAUGGACGUCAACGGCUUCUCGGACCCCUAUGUUAAAACGUACCUCAAGCCAGACGUUCAUAAGAAAUCCAAGCACAAAACGGCAGUCAUAAAAAAGACUCUCAACCCAGAGUUUAAUGAGGAGUUUUUCUAUGAAAUUACCUUCUCAGAGUUAGCCACCAAGACCCUGGAGGUCACAGUGUGGGACUAUGACCUGGGAAAGUCCAACGACUUCAUAGGGGGCGUGUCCUUUGGGUGUCACUCCCAAGGAGAGACUCUGCAGCACUGGAUAGACUGUCUGAAGAACAAGGGCAAGAAGGUGGAGCGCUGGCACACGCUGACCAACGAGCUGCCUGGAUCCACCAUGCAGGAAUGAAGUGAUCCUCUUCCUCUGCGCUCUGACACCGGUGAGACGCCUGAAGACUCGAGAUGAGGGACGAUUCAUCGCAUGCUCUAAGGAAUUUUCUGCAUGACUAUGAAGAGGAUUCAUGUCCUGCUUACUGUGUGUCAUCAAUGAGAUCAUAAUUCAGAACACAACUUAUUCAAAGGGGUCACAGUCAAAGAUCAGUAUCAUUAUCUUGGAUUUGAAUAGGCUUGAUGCAAAUGAGAGAGCAUCCCCAACAUAAAGCUAAUAGCAUGAGAAUUUUCAUAAUCAUAUUCAUAGAGAAUCAUGCCCCUAUUGUGGGUUUUAUGUUCAUCUAAAUGCUCCUCUGUGCAGAUACAAACUGGUCAGAUCUCAGUGAAGAGGAAAAAUUGAAAUCGUGCAGAAAUUUAAUGAGGGAAAAAACUAAAUUACCCCAUCAUUUUCAUUAGAACUCAUCCUCCGUCUCACAGCACAAACACCUCUCCCUGCAAUAAUGAUUUGCUGAAUGCUUCCAAAGAUUUGUAAGUGGUCUCAAUGAAGCUAGACGUUUUGUUUAUUGAUGGGAUUGCCACUGGAUUGUCUAUAGACAGCAUAGCCCAAUAAGAGAAGUGGUUCUUCCAUGCUGGUUGUGUUUUUUGCAUGUUUGUUGUCAAUGAAGCAAGCAAGUAAGAUGAUGUAAGUGUGCUGCAGAAGGAAAAAUAUUAUUGCUCCUUGUUACCCUGAGGAAGAGAUUGUUUUUAUUUUAUGUAGAGUUAACACUUUUUUUAUAACGUUCAAAGUUGUUUCUCGUGUCAUCUCUAACAUAACAGUGUCAGUCUCUUUUGGUGGCACACUGAUGUUUACAUGAUAUUUCAUCAUAAGCCCUGAUCUGUGUGGAAGAGUAGGAAUGUGUAAUUAACAGGAAGGUUUCAGAGCUAUUGAUUGAUUUUGUGGACAACCAUGCAUGGUAAUAAAAUCAUCAUCCUCUGUUGAGUAUCUAAAUCACAAAUCUGUACUGAUUGGUGUGUAGAGCACAGUGUUGUGUGAUAACUCUCUAUGCUGCAGGUUGUAUCUGUGCUGGGUCUCGUGGUCAAAGAGGCAUGCUGAAAACACAAAUGUGUUCAUAUGUAAAUAUAUCUAUUGUGUUUGCUUUGGAUGUUUGUCUUUUGGAACUUGAAUUGUGCAUGACUGUUUAAUUUUUUCAUAAAAAAUUCAUACCAG
This is a messenger RNA of Notolabrus celidotus (New Zealand spotty), 2825 nucleotides long. Its product is annotated as double C2-like domain-containing protein alpha. The record is from RefSeq and is a predicted model, not a curated record. Lineage: Eukaryota; Metazoa; Chordata; Actinopteri; Labriformes; Labridae. The transcript has 11 exons. Bases 270 to 1637 code for a protein of 455 amino acids.